Messenger RNA from Astyanax mexicanus (Mexican tetra), 3790 nucleotides. Its product is annotated as immunoglobulin-like and fibronectin type III domain-containing protein 1. The record is from RefSeq and is a predicted model, not a curated record. Gene Ontology annotation, molecular function: protein binding. The transcript is spliced from 21 exons. The coding region runs from base 1 to 3597 and encodes 1198 amino acids. Lineage: Eukaryota; Metazoa; Chordata; Actinopteri; Characiformes; Acestrorhamphidae.
AUGUCGGUGUCGGUGGCAGAUGCUCCUGCUGGGGGAGUCCUACAAGUGGAGAUCAAGAAAAGAUCCAAAGUGCCUGGAGUAAUGAUCACGCAGUACGUACAGGAACUCCCCCACGGGAAAACUACCCCUGAUUUUACCAGAAAACCCAUCGCUGCCACAGUUCAAGAGGGUAAAAAUGCCGUUUUUCGAGCAGUAGUGACAGGAGAACCUGCACCUACAGUCAGCUGGGCACGCAACAAAGGAGACGCCUCAGAUCCAGAGAAAUACAAGCCAAAAUAUGAUGAAAGGUCCAGAGAAUAUAUUUUAGAGAUACCAAACGUAUCAGGAGCACAAGCAGACACAUACAAGUGCUUUGCUACAAAUUCAUUUGGGAAAGCUGUUUGCACUGCCACACUGACUGUUAUUGAGGCUGGAUUCAAGAAAAAGAAAGAUAAUACACAAAAUGACCCUGAAGACUUUAGAAAAAUGCUCAAGAAAACAACAGUUGUGAAGAAGAAGAAAAAAGAAAAGCCAAAGAAGGAAGGAGACAUCGACCCAAAGUUCUGGGAGAUGCUGCUGAGCGCCCAGAAGAAAGACUAUGAGCGUAUCUGUCGUGAGUUCGGAAUCACUGAUUUUCGCUGGAUGCUGAAAAAACUUAAUCAGAUGAAAAAGGAGAGAGAAGAGGAGCAGGCAAAGGAUGGUGAGGAGCUUGAAUACAGCAAAGGUGCUGAUGACUCUUCUAAACACAGUAUGAGCAAAGCUGGUGAUAAAUACACCUUUAGCAUUAACAGUGUUGGCCUACAGGAUGCUGGACUAUAUCAGGUUGAUGUUGAGGAUGCCACCAUUUUCUCAACAGACCUUAAAAUUCCUGAUGUGGAAUUUGAUGGUAUGCUGAAAGAUGCUAAGGCUGUUGAAGGACAGGACGCUUUAUUUGAGUGUGUUCUCUCUGGUCCUGCACCAAAAAUCACCUGGUGUGCCAAAGAUGUCUCUGUUGAGCAUGGAGAUAAAUAUAAUAUCACCGUAUCAGAGGACAUGCUUACUCACAGAUUGGUGGUAAAGAACUGUACACCAGAGGAUAAGGGCGUCUAUGCAGCUAUUGCUGGUGUCAAAUUAAGCAAAGCUUCCCUGACUGUGGAGGCAUAUUUAUUCCACAAUGGGUAUGUUCUACAUGCAGAUGAUCCAAAUGCCCUUCGGAGAGGACAGAGUGGUGCAGAUGAUGCCAACAGCCUGGCCAGGCUGAGGAAGGAGAGGGAUGAAGCCGGGGGGAAAAGUCAGGCUGAGAGUAACGCUGCAGCCAAAGCAGCUGGAGCUGAUGGUGGUAGUGGUGGGUCUGGCAUUGGAGAUUGGACUGGAGGAGACAAAGGUGGGAGGUACGGGUUAGGAAAAGAUGGAUCUGGAGGAGAAGGAUUAGGAAGAAACGGCUCUGGACAAGGUGAACAAGGAAAAAAUGGAUCUGGACAAAGUGGAUUAGGAAGAGACGGGUCAGGAACUGGAAAUGGAUUAUCAGGAGGUGGAUUAGGAAGUGAUGGAUGUGGUGGAGAUGGUUCUCUUCAAGAUGGACUUAAAGAUGGUCAGCUAUUUUUAAUUAAGAUGUCAGACAUAUACGCAAUUCGUGGCCAACCUGCAGAACUCAUGUGUAAACUGACCUCUGGGGACUAUAAUGGAAUUUGGUCUAAAGAUGGAGAAAAGAUCUCCUCAAAACCUGGAUUGACUACAUCAAAAGAAGGGGAUACUCAUAAAUUGAGUAUUCAAUGCUGCAAAGAUUCAGAUGCUGGGCAGUACCAAUUUGAAGUUAAUGACUGUCAGACGGAUGCCAUGUUGGCAGUUGGAGAUGCUCCAGAGUUUGAUGCUGAUGACUUAAAGAAAUUCUCCAAUCCUGUGAUUAUAAAAGAAGGCCAAACAGCAUCCUUUAAGAUGUCAUUUUCACCCCAGCCCUCUUUGGAGAUCAGGUGGUUUAAAGCUGUCUCUGAACUUCUGGAUGGUGGUGGGGUCAAAGUGGUAAAGGAACCAAAUCACAGCCGCCUUGUGAUGAAAGACUGCCUGCGGUCUGACUCUGGAGAAAUUAAGAUCCAACUUAGAAACAAGUUUGGGACGGUUACUGCUGUAUCCACACUUAUUGUGCUCAGUAAGCCCAGUCCACCAAAAGGACCAGUAGAGUUGAUUGACAGCACAGACAAUAUCAUUGAAUUUAAAUGGAACCCACCAAAAGAUGAAGGUGGCUCAAAAGUGACAAAUUACAUAAUUGAGCGCCAACAGGUAGGGCAGAGUACCUGGAAGAAAAUGAGUGAUGUUUCAUCCGAUCGCACAACCUUCAGAGAUAAAAACGUAUCCCAUGGUAAGAGAUACAUCUACCGCAUUUAUGCUGAGAACCCAGAGGGCAUCAGUGAGCCACUGGAAACCGGGAGCAUCAUGGCUGUGUUCCCUGGAGCACCAGCUCCUCCUAAAGUGGUCAGUGCCUUUAAGAACUGUAUACACUUAGAGUGGACCCCUCCUGAGAAGGAUGGAGGUACAAAAAUCCUCGGUUACCAGCUGGAGAAACGCAAGAAAGACACGAACCAAUGGAUAGCUUUGAACCCUGUCAAUGAGCCUAUUGAAGCUCUGAAAUAUGCUGUAAAGGAGGUAUCAGAAGGAUCAGAAUAUGAGUUCAGAGUGUCGGCUAUUAACGCCUCUGGAGCUGGAGAACCCAGUGGCCCCUCGCUGAUGGUCUGCGCUAAAAAUCCUAACAUGAAACCUCACUUCAAAGAUCCGGAGGAUUUUAUGGUUGUGAGAGCUGGAAAUUCAGUCCGGAUCCUAAUUAAUUAUGAGGCAUCUCCACCACCAGAAAUUACAUGGCUAAAAGAUGGUGCACCAGUGUCUCCAUGGAUUAACAUUAUCAACACUGAGGGAACAUCCAUGCUCGUCAUUCCCAACUCAAAGCAUGCAAACUCUGGUAUCUAUACAAUUAAAGCCAAAAACUCCAGUGGUCAAGCUAGCUUUGACAUUGAAGUCAGAGUAACAGAUGAACCUAAGCGACCAGGCCCAGUUUCACUGGAGCAGUGGGUCCAUGGUAAGGUCAUCAUUACUUGGGCUCCUUCACCAGAUCAGGAGCUGGAUGACCGGCUGCACUACAUGGUAGAAGAACAUAACUCCAACUCUCGUGUUUGGCGCACAAUAGCUGACCGGCUUUUCUGCACAACCCACACCACCAACGUCCAAUCAGGGCAAGAGUACCACUUCAGAGUCUACGCCAAGAACGAUAUGGGACUCUCUGAGCCCUCAGAAUCACCAACAUGGGGUGUUAACAGCGAUAAAGUUUCACCAUCUGCAGGUGUUUCAACCAUGAUCACAUUUGAGAGACCCCCCUCCAUCCUGGUUCCUCUGAAGGUUCAUAUGCCACCAAAGGGCUACCAGUGCUACAUGACCUGUGCUGUUCGAGGAUGCCCUGCUCCUAAUGUGUCCUGGUACCAGAACGGCAUCUGUAUCGACUCUAAUCAUCACUAUUAUAUUACUAAUGUACAUGGAGUUUGCUCCAUGUAUAUCCUGAGAGUGAUGCCUGAUGAUGAGGGCGAGUACAAAGUGGUGGCCGUCAACUCUUUUGGCAAAGCAGAGUGCUCUGCGAAACUUCAAAUAAAAGAUUGAACCUCUGGAUGAUGGAUAUCUGGAUCUGUAUUUCACCUUCAUUUUAUUUAAAUGAAAUGCUUAAUUUAGAAUGAACUUCUAGUGCACAAAUGCUGAUAAAUCAUCAACAGGACAUUUGAAUAAACUGUAGUAAUUAAACUUUGCCUCCUUGCUUAACCUUUGGGUUGCAGCAUCAAUAAAACUGAGAAUGUAA